Messenger RNA from Caenorhabditis angaria, 3821 nucleotides. Lineage: Eukaryota; Metazoa; Nematoda; Chromadorea; Rhabditida; Rhabditidae. The record is from the annotation of a GenBank genome assembly.
AUGAAAUUGUAUCUCCCCAUAUUCUCCCUAUUUCUAUUGGGAUAUGCUCAAAACUCUCCAGAUUCUCAGGAAAAAUAUGCUUUACUUCAAGUUCGACCUCACGAUCAGCAAGCUCUUCAAAUUUUGAGACAAUUACAGCUCAAUGAUUUCAAAUAUGAGGUUAGCAUUAUUUCAGAUUAUUUUUUGCAGAGAAUUUCGAGGGAUUUCAAAGGAUUAAUCACACUCCCAGAGAACUUCUGAAAAUUUGGAAACUUUUCAUUUCUCAUUUUAUUUUCUAUUUUUAUUAUUUUCUAUUAAAAAUGUCAUAUAUUUCCCACAUCCUUCCACAGCGACAACGACAAAAUAUUUUAGAGACGAUUAGAGAAAAAACAUUUGUCAAUAGGGCGAACAUGCGCUGUUUAAUAAGAUAGUGAAACCCAAACUCGCUUGCCAGCGCCUAAUAACGUCUCGAGGAGAAAGUAGCAAGUUUUGCUCUUUUAAAUUUUCAAAAACAAUGUUGAAAAACUCACAUUUCUUCCUCCUCGUUUUUGAAAAUCAUCCAACCAAAAUUCGCUUCAUAAAUUGUUUGAAUAUUUCUAUCAUUUCGCUGAUGUUUUUCCUGUAAAGUAGAAAUGAAUCAAAUUUGAAUAAGUACUUUAGAUGGGAUAAAAAUUCAAGAAAGUACAUUUUUUCAUAAAAUUACUUAUUGAGCACCAGUUUUAGUAUAAAACUAUCGAAAAUUAACUAAACGUGUGUUUCUUGUACUAGGAAAAAGGAUAAAUAUGAAUUUUACAACAAGUUUCAUUCAAAUUCAUGGAAAAACAACAAAAAUUACGCGAAUAAAAAACUUUCGAAAAACAAAAAAAAAGAAAAUAAACGUAAAAAUGGAAGUGCGCCCCAUUGAUAAAAAUGGCAUGUCUCGCACUUUCUCAAAAAUUUGUGUGUUUCGUCGUUGCUGUUCUAUUAUCAGACUAAAAUGAUGUGAUUCCAUAGAGCACACUUGUCAUUUUCCAACAAAAUAACCAUUUUCCAGCUCGAUUUCUGGAAAUCGCCAUCCCGUCUUUCUGAUGAAGCUGAUAUCAUGGUUAAACGAGGAAAACCCGAGCGAAUGCUUCGAAAAAUCCUCGAAUUCACAAAUUCCACGAUUAGUCUAAGUGUUCCAGAUGUCGAAAAAUUGAUAUUGAGAAAUGAGCACAGAAACUUGAAGAGCUCAUUUUCCAAAAUCCUAAAAGACGAUCCAAUUUUGGACAGCGAACCGGAUGCGGAUUUAUCAAAAGUGGGCCAAUUGAAAAAGGCCAAAUAUCCAUUCGGAGACUAUGCGAGUUAUGCAGAAAUGGUCAAAUAUAUGCGAACUAUCGAGUUUUAUUAUCCGAAAUUGGCGAAAAUUGUGCGAAUUGGACAGACACAUGAAGGAAAACCGAUUGAAGGGCUUAAGGUGAGUGUGUUUUAUGACUGGAACUUUUGUACUUUGGCGGUAGUUUUCUUCUUGGGUGGUCUAACUAGUUUAUUUAUGGUGAAGAAAGUGGAGAAAGAAAAAUUUUUAAAUUUUUGAAAGGGGAAAUGGUUUUUGCGGUGGGGCGAAAUUGCUAUUUACAAAUGAAAUUUUGAAUUGUUCUCCCAAGAAGUCUGAUUUUCAGUGGAGUUACAGUUAUGAAAGGGAGUUUAGGUAAUUGAAAUAUCUAAACUGGAAUGGGAAACUGAAACAAUUUUUCUCUUCAUUUUUUCUUAAUCUAAGAGUUUUGAAACGUAUUUUUUAGAAGAGAAGAAAUGGGUUUUUCAUGAAUUUUUUUCUGAAAAAAUCCCAAGUUUUCAAAUUACGAUAGGAAACAAAAACAAAAAAAAAUUCCAAUGUUUGUUUUGGAAGAUAACUGUUCGGUAGAGCAUACUUACAAAUUUUCCAAAAAAAAAAUUCACAAAUCCACACUGCAUCUCCCAUGUUUUUUUGCAGAUCGGUGCCCAUUCUCCUUUUCCAAAACGUGCCAUUUGGGUAGAUGGUAAUAUUCAUGCCCGUGAAUGGGCUUCCAGUCAUACAGCUCUAUUUUUCAUUAAUCAAUUAGUAUCCAAUUAUAAUAUUGAUCCACAAAUCACAAAUUAUUUGAACACUUUGGACUUUUAUAUUUUGCCAUGUUUGAAUCCAGAUGGUUAUGAAUAUACAAGAAGUUCACCAAUUCCAAGUGUCAGAUUAUGGCGAAAAAAUCGGAGUCCUGAAGUUUGCAGAGCAAGUCUUUGGGGUGGCGAGAAGUGUUGUCAGGGAGUGGAUUUGAAUCGGAAUUUCAGAUUUCAUUGGUCUGAACGGGGAAGUUCUUAUGAGCCAUGUUCGAAUAUUUAUCAUGGAGAAGAAGUGUUCAGUGAGCCUGAAACUCAGGCGGUUCGCAAUUUUUGAGCUCACCUGAAUUGCGAGAUCGUGUCGAUGCUUUUAUCACUUUGCAUUCUUAUGCACAGCUUUGGAUCUAUCCAUAUAGUCAUGAAGAACAGAAUUAUCCGGAAGAUAUUGGAGAGUUGGUGAGUUGAGCAUUUGGAUGAGAACGGGAAGAAUUUCGAGUUUUUCCACGUGGAAAUUAUUCUCAAACUGUUGUGCUAUGAAAUCUACGUGGAAACAUUGUUCAAAAUGUUUCCAAAUACCUCUAAUAAUUCCUCAGAAAAACCUCCCCAAAUUUUCUAGCGAAAAACUGCCCGAAAAGCCAUCAACCGAUUGUCUCAAGUUUACGGAACUUCCUACCGAAUGGGAACCGGAGCAGAUACAUUAUCACCAGCUGCUGGAGGAUCAGAUGAUUGGGCAAAAAGUGCGCUGAAUGUGAAAUAUGUGUAUUUGAUCGAGUUGAGACCACAAAUGGAAUGUUAGUUGUUGUUUUUUUGCUGAAAAUUUGAUUGAGAUUUCCCCCAAAUUCUCAAUUUUUGCAGUAUCAAACGGUUUCAUUCUACACAAAAAAGAGUUGAUUCCAACGGCAGUUGAAACUUUCGAAGGUUUUCGAGAAGUCGUUGAUGCAGUUUUGACUAUGAAAAACAAUGCUACGACAAAAUCCACGUCGACUUCCAUUCGAACUUCUUCCAAAUCUACAACAACAACUUCAGCUUCAACUUUGCCAUCGACAACCAGAAAAACUAUAAGCGAUUUGCAGAUGAAAAAACAACAAUGUGAGUUUUUGUUGGGGGUGGGGAGAGCGAAUUUUGAGCUGAAACUUACAUUUUGCCACGUAGAUUUUUAGCGCGAAAUGUUGGGAAAUUUUGAAAACUGUGAAAUGUGUAUUUUUCCCCACCCAGAAAAAUUUGUCGAAAAAUCAUCUCCACAUUUUUUGCAGAUCGCAUGCGUCUUCUAGCCUCCCAACAAGGUUCCUCUUCAUCCACCAUAGCCUCUCGCCAUUUUGCCAGAUUCACACCAGAUCCAACAUCAACCGAAAGAUCUCGUCCAACACCACCACAAGCACCGCCAGUUCUGAUUUCCACGUCGACAACUUCAAGAGAAGAAGGAUCUACUACACUAGGAAUAUCAGAAUCUUCAAGUUCUGAUCCCGAAUCUUCAGAAUCUACAAGUUUAAGCUCUAGUUCUAAAUCUUCUGAUUCAAAUUCAACACCAUUUGCAUUUUUCACCGCUACCAAACCUUCCGCAUUUUUGGACCCAGAAUGCAGGGAUAUGCGGUAAGUAUUUGUUCUGGAUUAAAGAAAUCUGCCAUGAAGCCAUGUCCCUUUAAAAACUACAGUAACCCAAGUACAAUUUUUGCAGCUACUCAUGCAGUUUCUGGCUGAAAAACAACAAAAACGUGUGCACCGAACAAGAAUCAUUUAUGCGUGCUCAAUGUGCAUUUACAUGUAAAUUCUGUGUAUCAUUUAUCAAACGGAUAUAG